Lolium perenne is the source of this 2224-nucleotide messenger RNA. RefSeq lists its product as uncharacterized. The record is from RefSeq and is a predicted model, not a curated record. NCBI's taxonomy places the organism in Eukaryota, Viridiplantae, Streptophyta, Magnoliopsida, Poales, Poaceae.
UCCUCCUCACACUUGGUAUACUAGCCAGUCAAGAAUAUAGCUGGAUGAAGCGUUCCAAUCCAGCAGACGACGAGGAAGAGAUGGCGGAGAUGGUGCAGCCGCCUCCUCCAGCAGGGGACAAGAUCGUCGACGAUCCGGCCGAGCGGUCGUCGUCGUCACAUCCGGGAAAGCCAGUUUGCUGGAAGGCAACCACGAGCGGCGGUGUCGGAGUGGUCGUCGGCACCCUUUUGCUCCUUGUUUUGCUCGUCCGAACCGAAUGGAACCAGCUAGACAUUGAUUACUAUUCGUCUCUCCUGGGAACCGGCGGCGGCAGGGUCAGUCGGCAUGGACGCGCUCCUUCGCGCACCCGCUCAUCCACUGCGCCCCUUAUACCCAUACCAUUCAGCUGUGGUAACAAUGAGACUGCAGGCCCGGAUCUGUGCCGCCGCAGCGCACCAUCAGCUCCAGCACCGUCACCGUCGUCAUCAUCCUCAUCACAGCCGCCGCCGUUGUGCCCGGACUACUUUCGGCACAUCCACACGGACCUCGAGCCGUGGCGCAAAACAGGGAUCGAGCAGCAACUGGUGCUGCGCUCCCGGCGCUGGGCGAUGUUCCGACUGGUGGUGGUGUCCGGGCGCGCCUACGUACAUAAGUACCGCCGCCCGUCGUACCAGACGCGAGACAUCUUCACCGAGUGGGGCAUCUUGCAGCUGCUCGCGCGCUACCCCGGCCGCGUCCCGGAUGUCGAUAUGAUGUUCGCCACGGGCGACGUGAUCGAGGUGCGCGCCGCCAACUACCAGAACAAUCCCGCCUCCGCGCCGCCGCUGUUCCGCUACUGCAAGGACGUGACGCAGGAGGUGGCCAUCCUCUGGCCGGAUUGGUCCUUCUGGGGAUGGCCAGAGAUCAAUGUCCGUCCAUGGGCGCCGCUCAUGGAGGGCUUCGUCCGGGAGAACGAGCGCCUGCCGUGGGCGGACAGGGAGCCCUACGCGUUCUGGAAGGGCAACACCGUGGGGCUUCCGGUGCGCCAAGACCUGUACAAGUGCAACAACGACUCGGCCACCGGGAAGGAGUGGAACGCGCGGCUAUUCAAGCAUCACUGGAGCAGUGUGAAGGGCGUUACCGAGAAGGAGAAGAAGGAGACGAGCAUCCUGGACCAGUGCCGGUACAGGUACAAGAUCUAUGUGGCAGGGCGGGCCUGGUCGGUGAGUGAGAAGUACAUCCUCGCGUGCAACUCGCCCAUGUUGACACUCCAGACCAACUACCAGGACUUCUUCUCGCGGGGGCUCGUCGCAGGCAAGCACUACUGGCCCAUCGACAAUGCCAGAAAGUGCCCUGCCAUCAAGUCCGCCGUCGACUGGGGCAACGCCCACCCGGAGGAGGCACAGCGCAUGGGACGGGAAGGCAGCGGCUUCGCCAAGACGGAGAUGGACAUGGACCACGUGUACGAGUACAUGUUGCACGUGUUAACGGAGUAUGCUGCGCUGCUCCGGUAUAAGCCCUAUGUGCCAAAGGGGGCCGUGGAGAUCUGCCCCGAGUCCAUGGCGUGCCCUAGGACCGACCGCGAGAGGGAGUUCAUGAUGGAGUCCAGAGAGAAGUACGUAUCUGCCCAAGAGCCGUGCACGCUGCCGCCGCCGUUCACCGAGGAUGAGCUUCGGGAGAUGAACGUCAGGGAAGAGGACGUGCGAAGCAAAUUAAUCCAAAUGGAAGGACACUAGCUAGGUGGCAUUUGCGGUGCUAGAUUUCCCACAUAUUCUUGCGUGUGUUUUUUUCUACCUGAUCUCUCGCACAAAGAUUUUCCGCAUUACUUUAUCUGAAUGCUUGUAGAAUAUGGUAUUAUUCAGUUACAUAAACCUAAGACGUUUUGGCAAACUAAAACAGUUUGCCAAAACAUUUUACUGCCACCAAGGGGGUAGUUUAGUAACUAAUACUAGUAAAUUACACAAACACACUUCUGCAGGGCUAGAGUAAAAAAAACACUAUCCAGGUUUUGUAGCAAUCUAUUUUUAAGUGCUUGUAGAAAAUGGUAGAAACACACUUCUACUGGUUCUUCCUCUUACUUUUCCCUUUUACCUUUUGCAAUCUACUUUUUCUCAUGUUAUAUCUUUAGGUUUUUACAACUAUGACACUACUCCACGCUGAAAUUUGAAGCGUGCCACAAUGAUAUCGCCGUUGUUGACGAAGGAUGAGGUUCGGGAGAUGAACGUCAGAGAAGGAGACAUGCGAAGCAAAUUACACUAAAUGUCGC